Messenger RNA from Monopterus albus (swamp eel), 2009 nucleotides. It is a transcript of the gene ippk, whose product is annotated as inositol 1,3,4,5,6-pentakisphosphate 2-kinase. Gene Ontology annotation, molecular function: ATP binding; inositol-1,3,4,5,6-pentakisphosphate 2-kinase activity. Bases 348 to 1838 code for a protein of 496 amino acids. NCBI's taxonomy places the organism in Eukaryota, Metazoa, Chordata, Actinopteri, Synbranchiformes, Synbranchidae. The record is from RefSeq and is a predicted model, not a curated record. The transcript is spliced from 14 exons. Gene Ontology annotation, cellular component: nucleus. Gene Ontology annotation, biological process: inositol phosphate biosynthetic process.
UAUAACGUUUUAAACGUUGCUAAAUAAUGAGUACCUGUGUCCACACUGCCCUAUGUUGCUCAAAAUUAGUCCGCCUAAUGAUAUUUAUUUCGAAAUGUUCUUUAGCACAUUGAAUUGUGUAUUAUCAACGACUAUCGCCUAAAGACGAUUUUAUUCUUCAAAUAAUAACCGGAUGUCGUGUUUUGGCAGGUAUCUUGGUUUUCCGGGGCCGGGCAGUAGUCGGGCUGCUGUGUUUCUGAAUUAACUUUCAUCUCCAGCAGUACCCGUUGGAGUACUUGUAUGUUGCCGAGUUGUUUUGUGUGACUUCGUGGCCGUUAACAGGCGCUCAGUUUGUCGUCGUCGGUGUGAUGGAACUGGACAAAAUGGACGAAAACGACUGGAAGUAUCAUGGAGAAGGAAACAAGAGUCUGGUGGUCUCACAUAUACAGCUUUCCAGAGUUCUUCGCUUGCUCAAGUAUCCAGCAGAGGACUCUGAAAACCCACCGCAGACAGCAGAGCAGGCCUUCAGGCAAAUUCAGAACAUUGUUGACUUCAGCUCCAAUGUGAUGAGCAGCCUGCUGGGAGAGAAGUUCAUCCACAGUGGAGAAGUGGUCAAACUGCCACUGGAGUUUGUACGACAGCUGUCAAUCAAAGUACAACAUCAGAGACCAGUGUGGCGCUGUGAUAAGGUGAUGGACAUUUACAGCGGCUGUGCUCUGUGUCUACCCAACCUGACAUCUCCACCUCUGCACCAGCCAACACACACUCCUCCACUGUGCAUCGAGAUCAAGCCUAAAUGUGGCUUCCUGCCGUCCUCCAAACAUGUCAGCAAGGACAUCAAGACCAGAGUGUGUCGCUUCUGCAUGCACCAGCACUACAAGGUAACCACAACCACUUGGAAGCAAUGCAGCCUGUACUGCCCUCUGGACCUGUUCUCAGGGAACAGACAGAGAAUGCACUUUGCCAUCAGGCACCUGAUAGAAGAACCUCAGAACAACUUCAAAAUCUUCAAGGGUGGUCAGUGUAUUUACAGCAGUAAGGAGGGAGGUGACGACUCGAUGGACCUGAACUCGCUGCUGAAUAACCUGAGACCGUACUUGCAAUCCGGAAACAACCGAAUCAACAAUCACAUGAGCAGCAAACCUGUGCUGAAUGACUUCAUCCAGGUCCUAGCGAAUGCCCUGCUGAGCGAAGGAGGAGAUGGAGGGGUGGUGAUGGACAGACAAGAAGAAGGACGGAGCUUCUGUGAAGCCAGUGUGUUUAACAAGGAGAGGAUCCACCACGGUGCUCAGGGUUUACCCAGCGACAGUGUUUUGUUCAGGAUCCUUCAGACUCAGAUGCUGGACACUCUGGACAUCGAAGGACUUUACCCUCUGUACCGCAGAGUGGAACAACACCUGCAGGACUUCCCCAAGGAGAGAACCCGUCUUCAGAUAGACGGCCCCUACAACGAGGCUUUCCUGGAGAAGCUGCAGAAGUGUCCGAGUGAGGAUGACGGCUCUGUGGAGUACGCUGCCGCCAAGGUCCAUCAGUACCGUGUCUCCAUGACAGCCAAGGACUGCUCGAUCAUGGUUGCCCUGGUGCCCAGAAAUGAGGAAGAGGAGGGCGAUGAAGGUCAGAGAUGGAUUAGAGACUUCCUGUCCUCCAGGCCUCCUGCUUUCUCCUACUCAGUCUCCAUCUUGGAUCUUGACCCGAAGCCGUUCGACAGCAUCCCCCGCCAGCUGCGCCUGGAUCAGAAGAUAGUCUCCUGCUACCUGAGGACUGGUGGAGCCUUGCCAAAGGGCUCUCUACCGCCUCUCCCUGGCAUCUUCACAGCUGGAGAGAACGAGGACUGUAGGCUGCUCUUCCACCCUGUGUGAACACCCAAUCAGACCUGGGCAAACCUGUUCCCUGAAAACUGGACUUGCUGAUGCCACAGACAGAGGAGAGAUGCCAUGUUGACGCACAGGUCGGGAAUCACUUAGGAUGUGAAUGUUCCGCAUUACUGACAUGGAAAUUGGUAUUAAAAACUGAUCUAGGAGAAGGGCAAA